This is a messenger RNA of Biomphalaria glabrata, 1346 nucleotides long. RefSeq names its product deoxyhypusine hydroxylase-like. Bases 319 to 1245 code for a protein of 308 amino acids. Gene Ontology annotation, biological process: peptidyl-hypusine biosynthetic process. The record is from RefSeq and is a predicted model, not a curated record. Gene Ontology annotation, molecular function: deoxyhypusine monooxygenase activity. The transcript is spliced from 5 exons. Lineage: Eukaryota; Metazoa; Mollusca; Gastropoda; Planorbidae.
UCAAAUAUUCAUGAAUAUAGAUCUAGUCACCGUAGUGUAGAUCUAGAUCUAUCACCAUACUCUAUUUGGACUAGUAAUACUUCACACAGUAGCCUAAGAGUAGCUUCAAGUAGAUUAAGUUAUCUUAUAUAGAGUAACUCUAUUAUAAACUUGGGUCGUGGUAAUCAUCUUUUUUGAAGUAACGUCUGUGACUGUGUGUGAGUGUGUCUCCGAUUAAGACUCAUAAGAAUUAUUAAGAUAAUAAAUUAGAUCUAGAUCUACAUCAUCUAGUUACUUGAAGUUCAACUUACAUACUUCAAGUGAGUUGUAGCUACCAAAAUGUCCUCUUCAGUGAGCCAAAUAAGUCAGGUCCUGCAGAACAAAGCAGCUCCAUUAAAAGACAGAUUUAGAGCACUGUUUACUCUGAGAAACUUGGGUGGCAAUGAGGCUGUUGAUUCAAUAGCUUCAUGUUUUGAUGAUGACUCUGUGCUGCUGAAACAUGAGCUAGCGUACUGUCUCGGUCAGAUGCAAAAUACUUAUGCGAUUCCACAUUUAAUAAAAGUAUUAGAAGACAGAUCCCAGGAUGCGAUGGUUAGACACGAAGCAGGAGAAGCUUUAGGUGCCAUUGGUGAUGCAUCUGCUCUUGAAGUACUCUCUAAUUAUGUCCAAGAUCCAGUUGUAGAGGUUGCUGAGACUUGUCAGCUAGCUGUGAGCCGUUUGCAGUGGUUGGCUCAAAAGUCAAGCUGUGAGACAGAUCUGCCAAGUAAUCCAUAUUCAUCUGUUGAUCCUGCACCUCCUUCAAAGCUGGAAGAAGUCACCAAGUUAAAGGAGUCCUUACUAGAUGAUACUCUCCCUUUGUUCCAAAGAUACCGUGCCAUGUUUACUUUAAGAAAUAUUGGUACAACUGAAGCUGUGUUAGCUCUAGCUGAAGGACUAAGGUGUAAAGGAGCUUUGUUCCGCCAUGAAAUAGCCUAUGUUCUGGGACAGAUUCAAAGUGAUGCUUGUAUCAGACAACUUCAAGCAAAUCUGGAGGAUACAGAAGAGAGCCCCAUGGUCAGACAUGAAUGUGCUGAAGCCUUGGGAUCCAUAGCUACAUCCGAAGCUACAGCCAUUCUAGAAAACUACCUUAAAGACAAAGAGCGAGUUGUUCGGGAAAGUGCAAUUGUGGCCUUGGACAUGAGUGAAUAUGAAAACAGCGACCAGUUCCAGUAUGCUGACACAUUGAGUAAAAUGAACAAUGGGCAGAUAACUGGCUGUGUAUCUUAACAUAGGUUAGCCCCCCCCCCCCUUUUUUUUUUUAUGUUGGCAAUUGUAAUUAAUGGUGAAACUUUCCUUUAAAUAUUAAAAGAGAAAUUCUGAAAACUUAA